Cavenderia fasciculata is the source of this 1272-nucleotide messenger RNA. RefSeq lists its product as uncharacterized. The record is from RefSeq and is a predicted model, not a curated record. NCBI's taxonomy places the organism in Eukaryota, Evosea, Eumycetozoa, Acytosteliales, Cavenderiaceae. The transcript has a single exon. Bases 1 to 1272 code for a protein of 423 amino acids.
AUGAUUCAAAGUAGUAGUGUCAAUAUUAAUAUUGAUAAUAAUAAUAAUAAUCAAAUAAUAUAUGAACAACAGCAUCUAAAACAACAACAACAACAACAACAAGAUGAUGAUGAUCGGUUACCAUUGCUACCACACUUGAUACAAUCAAAGAUAGUAGGGUAUCUGGCUAGUUGUAUAGUCCGACUAAGUCUAGUUUGUUGGCGGUUCUUUGAUUUGGUGGUCAUUCACUAUUCGACACUUUAUCUAACCAACACUAACAACAAUAACAAUAACAAUAACAAUAACAAUAACAAUAACAAUAGCAAUGGUGGUAAAUGUCAAGAUGUCUAUGCUCAUUUGUCUAGUCCGUACUGCCCGUUAAAACGUGUCACAAGUAUUGUAGGCAGUCACAACCAACUUCCACUACUCAAACCCAAUGUAAAGGUGUCAAUACACAUUAAAUAUGAUCCUCACAACCAACAAGUACACAACUUUCAAAUCGAAUCUUUGAUAUCAUCAUCAGGCGAGCAGCCACAGUCUACGGUAGUGUCGGCGACGUGUCCAUUUAAAAGCCACUGUCAUCAUUGUCAUGGAUGUGCCACUAAAAAGGGUGGUUUAGAGCAUCUUCCCAAAUUAAUAGAUACGUCUGCCACAACGAUGACCAUCCUUCCCCCACCUCCUCCAUACAACCCGAUCGAUAUGCUUUCUCAAAUAAUGCAAAUGUUAGAAUCAAUCACAAUCAAUAUUGAUUUGGUCAAUGCAGGUAAAACGAGUCAAGAUUAUUACUACCUGGUAUUUGCUUCACCAAACCUCAAAUCACUCAGAAUAUUUAACCCAGAUAAACCAGAACCGAGAGACACGAGCGUUAUAUUUGAUGCAUUGUGGAGAAAAAAACCUAAGCAGUUGGAGACUGUUUUAGUGAAUCGUCCAUUCCAACCAAUGAACAUAAGAGAUGUCAGUAAAUCACUUGAUCGACACAGAGCCACACUAAAACAAUUUAAAAUAGCCAUCAAAACACCACAUCAUUGGGAACAAGAAAGAAUGGUGUUGGAUGACUUUGAAGCAGUAUUUGGCCGUUUGCUCCAAGAUCAAAUCAGAGAUUCAACAAUAGGACUAUCAUCUUUUAAUCCCGUUCUACAUGUACAAUUCUUCCACACUGGGUUUGGGUAUUCACCAAGUUUCUCAAUCACAAAAGAGUCUCCUCAAUUCCAUUUCAACUAUGAUUACAUAAACAAAGAACGUGUUUAUCAAGGUUUUGAUGGAAUUAAAAUUUAUUUUAAUAAUAAUAAAUAA